UCUGCUGCUGCGGCUGCUGAUCGACUAAAGGAGGAGAAGAAGAGGAGGAGGAGGACGCAGACAGAGAGGGAUAGAGACACACGCACGCGCGCACAGGCAGACUAACACACAGGCCGAGCUGCUGACAGACGGACGGACCGGAGGACCGCAGCCCCGGGAGGAUGGGCCGGCGGAGUGGCCGUCGGUAGCGCUGUGUUUUCGGGCUCGGAGCUCCAGGAUGAGCGUAGCGCUGCAGGAGCUCCGGAACACCAUGUCCAGCUAUAAGCGAGCUACGCUGGAGGAGGAGGAAGUGUCAGACGCUCCAGCUGAGGCAGCAUCAUCUCCUGACAGAGUGGAGGUGGGUUUCAGGAAAGGAGGUGUAGACAUUUUUGGCCGGAGGACUCAGCUGGAGGUUGUUCUGUCGGUCCUGCUGUUAGCUGCCCUGCUGGCUCUGCUGGCUUGCCUUCUGGUCCUGGGGCUCGGGCUCAGCUCAGACAGUGGGCGUGGCCUAUGCCUCUCUGAGGCAUGUGUCACUGUGGCGAGUCAGAUGGUGGAGGCCAUGGACCGCAACGCGGACCCAUGCCAGGACUUCUACCAGUUUGCAUGUGGAGGCUGGAUGAGGAAAAACCCGCUGCCUGAUGGACGGUCACGCUGGUCCACCUUCAACAGCAUCUGGGAGCAAAACCAGGCGCUGCUCAAACACCUGCUGGAGAACGGGACGUUUAACGGCAGCAGUGAGGCCGAGAGGAAGACUCAGUCCUACUACCUGUCCUGUCUCAACACACAGAGGAUCGAGGAGCUGGGAGCACAGCCCCUCAUUGACCUCAUCGCCAAGAUCGGGGGCUGGAACAUGACCGGGCCUUGGGACAAAGAGAACUUCAUGGACGUCCUGAAGGUGGUGUCUGGUCCCUACAGAGCUCAGCCUUUCUUCAGCGUCUCUGUCAGUGCUGAUCCCAAAAACUCCAACAGCAACGUCAUCCAGGUGGACCAAUCAGGACUCUUCCUUCCAUCCAGAGACUAUUACCUCAACAAGACAGCCAAUGAGAAGGUGUUGGUGGCGUACCUGGAGUACAUGGUGGAGCUGGGGAUGCUGCUUGGCGGGGAGAGGAGCUCCACGCAGCUUCAGAUGCAGCAGAUUGUGGAGUUCGAGACGGCACUCGCCAACAUCACAGUGCCUCAGGACCAACGACGAGACGAGGAGAAGAUCUACCACAAAGUCACCAUCUCUGAGCUACAGGCGCUGGCUCCGGCCGUGGAGUGGUUGGACUACCUGACAUCGUCUCUGUCUCCGCUGGAGCUGAACGACACUGAACCCGUCGUCCUGUACGCCAGAGAAUACCUGCAGCAGGUGUCCGACCUCAUCAACAAGACGGAGCGAAGUCUGCUGAAUAACUACAUGAUGUGGACGCUGGUUCAGAAGAGCGUCGCCAGUUUAGAUCAGCGUUUUGAGAACGCCCAGGACAAACUUCUGGAGAGUCUGUACGGGACCAAGAAGUCCUGUACCCCCCGCUGGCAGACGUGCAUCGGGAACACUGAUGACACUCUGGGCUUCGCUCUGGGAGCGCUCUUCGUCAAGGCGACCUUCGACAAACACAGCAAAGAGAUCGCUGAGGAGAUGAUUAACGAGAUCCGCUCAGCAUUCAAAGACUCUCUGGACCGACUCAGCUGGAUGGACGACCUGACCAGACAGGCUGCCAAAGACAAGGCAGACGCCAUCUACGACAUGAUCGGUUUCCCAGAAUUCAUCCUGGACCCUAAAGAGCUGGACGACGUUUAUGAUGGAUAUGAGGUAUCAGACGACAGCUUUUUCCAAAAUAUGUUGAACUUCUACAACUUCUCUGCCCGAGUGAUGGCCGACCAGCUGAGGAAGACUCCCAACAAAGACCAGUGGAGUAUGACUCCUCCCACAGUUAAUGCUUACUACAUGCCCACUAAGAACGGCAUCGUCUUCCCUGCAGGGAUCCUCCAAGCACCUUUCUACGCCCACGACCACCCCAAGGCGUUGAACUUCGGUGGGAUCGGUGUUGUCAUGGGUCACGAGCUCACACACGCCUUCGAUGAUCAGGGGCGUGAGUAUGAUAAAGAAGGAAACCUGAGGCCGUGGUGGCAGAACUCAUCAGUGGAGGCGUUUCGACAGAGAACGGAGUGUAUGGUGGAUCAGUACAGUCACUACACCGUCAACGGAGAACACGUCAACGGGAAACAGACGCUAGGAGAAAACAUCGCUGACAACGGGGGAUUGAAGGCAGCGUACCAUGCCUAUCGGUCGUGGGUCCUGAAGAGCGGCGAGGAGAGGAGACUUCCUGCAGUCAACUUAACCAACGAUCAGCUCUUCUUCGUGGGAUUUGCACAGGUCUGGUGUUCAGUUCGAACUCCAGAGAGCGCUCAUGAGGGCCUGGUGACUGACCCCCACAGUCCGCCAAGAUACAGAGUCAUUGGCACCUUAGCGAACUCUCCAGACUUCAGCCGCCACUUCAACUGUCCAACAGGGACACCGAUGAACACCGGAAAGCGCUGCGAGGUCUGGUAGAAGAAGACAAAAGGACACGGUGAAGUUAGUUUAGGUCGGUCAGUUAACGUUAGCCAGGAGUGAGUUUUUUAUUCAGCAGAAAAUCUUUAGUUUGGCAGCAGCUGAGGUUGUUAUUCGCCGGCUGGUCAGUGUCUUAACUAGAGAAGCUCCGCCUCUUAGUUCAGCAGUACAGAUGAUGUUAGGAGGUGAUGGUGGUUCGUUUGGGGCGUUGAGAGUAUACUUUUAGUUUCAUACAGUAAAUAUAAAUCUGUUCAGUAGAGACGAUCAGACAGACGUCCUGUCUGAAAGUGAAACGGACUCAUGGACUUCACAGGGAGACAAGAAGGACUAAUGAUGAUGAUGAUGAUGAAGACUGUGAUGAAGCCACAUGGGACAAUGUUGCGAAUUUGUGCUUUGUCAUCACUUUAUUAUUAUUAUUAUUAUUAGUAUUAUUUAUGGGCUUUGGUUGGAGGGUGUGAAAGUGUGUAUGCAUGUGUUUGUUGAAUGUUGAAUGAAAGAGUGCUCUCUCUCUCUCUCUCUCUCUCUCUCUCUUCCUGAUGACAUCACUGUGAUGACCUCACAUAGAUUUAAGAUAUUACAUCAUCAUUUACGGACGUUUCCUGAAGUACCGCUCAGAUGAAUCUUCACUUGUGUCUGCAUGCUAAACAUUUGUUACUAAACACUGAAACAUACAGUAUGUACUGCAUGCUAGGCUAAAGUUAGCUUAGCGUGCAGUAGCCGUUCCACUAUACUUAAAAGCCUGUCAUACCUGAAUCACAUGACUUUAUCCUUUACAUAUCUCCAGUGUGAGCUUCAUCGGCUAAGUAAGCAACAACCUAGCAUGACUGUCGGUCCAACAACAGCAAAACCACGUUCUUUUUUAAUAGCUAUAAAGUUAUUUGUUAUUUUUUGUUCUGUAACACUAAAGCAUAUCACUGUAUAAUUACUUUUAUUUUUAUACUGCUCGUUGGCUGGUAAGAUCUGCUGUUAGAUAGCCUGAGAGCUGCAGUGCAUUGUAGGGCAGUUUAGCACAGCCAGUUCCAAACUUAACGUUUACAUCCAGGGAUUCCUCAUGUACACAAGAAUUUCAUACUAUGAGUUUGUAUCCUCCUUCAUCCCCAAUAUUAGGUCACCUUUAGUACUUUUAGUAUUAAAGUUUGCUUUUUAGGAAACUCUAAGUUUUCCAUGCAGGGUCUUGAAGUGUAAAUUCUUCAGUUUAAUCCAGAUUUAGGUUGAAUGACUUGAACAUUCAUUAGUUAUGCUACAUCUAAGGCUUCUUUGGACUAUAUGUGUUGGAUCUGUGCCACAUUUAGUGGAAAAGAAACAUAAAUAUUUAAAAAUGCAUGAAAAACAUUGAUCAUUUUUGAAAAAUCAGAGGUAUUGAUAUCCUCCAUCCUCCUAUCCAGGGCCAGGUUUAAUAUUCUCUGGUCAGUUUCUCUACUUAAAGGUACAAUGUGUAGAAUUUGGCUGCAUUUUGCCAAACAGAAACAGUGUACAUGGGAUAUAAUGUUUAUAUAUCUAUGUGAAGUAUGUUAAAAUAAGUGCACAAUCAUCCC
Molecule: messenger RNA, 4044 nt
Organism: Cheilinus undulatus (humphead wrasse)
Lineage: Eukaryota; Metazoa; Chordata; Actinopteri; Labriformes; Labridae
Gene: ece2b
Product: endothelin converting enzyme 2b
Exons: 19
Coding region: 218-2509 (763 amino acids)
Biological process (GO): protein processing
Cellular component (GO): plasma membrane
Molecular function (GO): metalloendopeptidase activity
Source: RefSeq, a predicted model, not a curated record